This is a messenger RNA of Sphaeramia orbicularis (orbiculate cardinalfish), 5755 nucleotides long. RefSeq names its product WAPL cohesin release factor a (gene wapla). NCBI's taxonomy places the organism in Eukaryota, Metazoa, Chordata, Actinopteri, Kurtiformes, Apogonidae. The record is from RefSeq and is a predicted model, not a curated record. The coding region runs from base 317 to 3910 and encodes 1197 amino acids. The transcript is spliced from 20 exons.
CAGGGAACGAGGAGGGAGGGGAUAUUUUAAUGGCCGUCAGUAGCUCUACAAAAUGCAAAAAGUCCGGAUUAUGAACUAUAUUUAAAGUAUAGUAGCGACGUAAACGUUUAGACUGCUUUCAUUUCGCUCCAGAUACAUUCAUUUGGACAUAUUCUAUGUAAAGAUGUGUUUCUAGUGCUGUUUUUACUGCGCUGAACGGACUUUACCCGCUUGAUUUGUGCGCGAGUGGGAGAUCAGGCCUAGCCGGCUGGCUAAAAAACAAGCGGACGGUUAGCUACUCGCCGGAGUUGAAAGGGAAUAUGUAACAGAAAGCAACAUGACAUCCAGAUUUGGUAAAACAUACAACCGCAAGGGAGGAGAGGCUAAUUCAAAAUUUGAAGAGGUCUUUUCCAAUAGGAAACCCACUUUGACCACCAAAUGGGGGGAGACCACCUACAAGGCUCAGCUUGGAGCCAAAAGGCCUGUGUUAAAACCUGAUGUUCCUGAAAUGUCUAAGAGACCUAGGCUAGAGGACAGCGACAGUGAAGAAGAUCCAUUUGGGUUUGAUAGUGAUGACGAGUCCAAGACUGAAGUCUCUCAUGGUGAGCCUGAGCCAAACGUCAAUGAAAAGGAUGUGACAAAAACAACACCAGUGGAGGGCAGUGGGCCAGCAUCUGUGGUUACUUCUUCGCAGGGCACCACAAGCUCGACAGCCACAAUGAGCAGUAAGAUUACAUCUGAAGUGAAGAUUUUGAAAAAUAACCAGCCCUGGUACAAAAACACAUCCAAUAGCAACCAGAAACCCACAAAUGUGCCGUCUUUUUCAAACACAGUCCGAUCAGAUGAUCAGAACUCGUUAGGGACGCAGAAGUCCAUCUUCUCCUUGUCUAGAACAGACGGCUCCCUUUACAGUAAACAAUCCUCUGAUGCACCAGGUGGUAGUGGAGACUUCCAGACUGCUUCUUCUUAUGAUGGACUGCCAUCAGAAGAGACUACAAAUACUGAGCUGGAAGCACCUGUAGAUCCCCCACCAGAACCAGUGGACAAUAUUCCCCCAUCCCCAUUUACCCUGAGGGCCUCAAACUGCAAGAAAUACCAGCGGCCUAAUCGGCCCAACAAAAUGUCCUCUGAAUCUGCUGAAAACAACAAUGAUAACAAGCUUCCUGAAACAGCGAGUGUACAAGAUAAAUCAAACAGUGUCCUUUCAGCCAGUUCAAGUAGUACUGCUGCCAAAGCUAGUACUGCAGCCAAGCCUGCAGGCAGGGGUGGUGGGAGGGUACGGGACUACACGGUUUUGCAUCCCUCCUGCCUGUCAGUAUGCAAUGUCACCAUCCAGGACUCAAUGGAACGCAGCAUGGAUGAACUGGUUACUCCAGCUACGCCUGCUGACCAUGGGGAUGCUGGUCAGAUGAAGAAGAAAUCAGACGCUCCUCCGCCUAAACAUAGUCGUUUCAGGCCCACACAGACAAAGACCAAGAAGACUAAGGCUGAGACCAAGCUGGAGUUCUUUGGCUUUGAGGACAAAGAGGAUCAGGAGGGGGAGGAGGGCUCAGAAAGUGGCCUGGCAGGAAAAAGUAGUUACAAGAUCAAGUAUUUUGGGUUUGAUGACCUCAGUGAGAGUGACAGUGAUGAGGAAAGCUCCCAGGCCAAAGAGAAGAAGAAAAAGAAGGCCGCUGCGGCCUUGGCCACACUGAGCUCCAGUGUGGACAGCCCCCACACCAGUGACUCUCAGGACAGCCAGGCCAGCAGUAAUACAGAUGCUUUUGAGUUCUCUGAUGACUCAAGUCCUGGUGGCACAGAGGGACAAAAAGGACGCUCAGGGAAGUCAAGUGAAAAAUCCAAGGAAUUUGGAAGUGGAACCAAAAAGAUCUUCAGUGGACCUAAAAAGUCUCCUGCUAAAGCUGUGUACAAUGCUCGCCACUGGAACCAACCUGAACCAGAGGAGGUACCUGUGCCUCCGCUGUCCCGAUCUCAGACUGCUCCGCCCAUUUCUCCUUCUCCUUCCUCAGGCCAUUUAUCGAGCAGCAGCAAAGACAGCAACUCCCAUAAAGAUGAUGGCUUGUUCAAAGCCCCUCCACCACCGCCCAAAGUGAUUAAGUCAGAGACCAUCCCUACACGACCCAACCAGGACAUUGUCACGGCACUCAAAUGCAGGAAGGAGCACAAAGAGCUGUACACAGUGGUGCAGCAUGUGAAACACUUCAAUGAUGUGGUGGAGUUUGGAGAGAAUCAAGAGUUCACAGAUGACUUUGAGUACCUGGAGACGGGGCUGAAAAGCAGUCAGCCACUCAACACAAGAUGCCUUAGUAUAAUCAGCCUGGCCACACGAUGUGCCAUGCCCAGUUUCAGGAUGCACCUGCGAGCCAGAGGAAAAGUGGCACAGGUCUUCAAAAUCCUCAGUGAUGCUCCACAGCACCCAAACCUUGCACUGUGCACAGCCGCCCUGAUGUACAUUCUGAGCCGGGAUCGUCUUAACAUGGAUCUGGACAGGGCUUGUCUAGAGUUAAUGAUCAAGUUGCUGGAGAUGGACCAGGAUUACUCAGCCCACCAGGAUCAGCUCACUGCAAAGGAAGUGGACAAGGUUAAGGAAAAGAUCAGGAAGCUGUGUGAAACAGUACACAACAGGCACCUUGACUUGGAAAAUAUCACGACGGGUCACCUUGCUAUGGAGACAUUGCUCUCUCUGACUUCUAAGAGAGCUGGGGAUUGGUUCAAAGAAGAACUGAGGCUGCUUGGAGGCCUGGACCACAUUGUGGACAAAGUAAAAGAAUGUGCGCAGAACCUGAGCCAAGAGGACGACAAGGAGAAUCUUGUCGCAUCUUUAUGGGGGGCUGAGAGGUGUUUGAGAGUGCUUGAAAGUGUGACAGUGCAAAACCCAGAGAAUCAGAGUUACUUGAUUGCCUACAAAGAUUCGCAACUCAUCAUCUCUUCUGCCAGAGCUUUGCAUUACUGUGAGGAUAUGAUCCAGCGCUACAGCAGGGCAUUGAACAACAGCUCCUUGUCAUCAUCUGGUGCAGCGCUGCCUCACUGCAGCUUCAGCAACGUGGGCAAGGCAGUAGAGGACUGCAUGAGGGCUGUUAUAGGAGUGCUGCUCAACCUUACCCAUGACAAUGAGUGGGGAAGCACAAAGACAGGUGAACAGGAGCAACUAAUAGUUACAGCUUUGAAUUGUGUCCUCCGAGUUCCACGCUAUAUCCCACAGGAACAGCGCUUUGACGUGCGAGUACUGGGUCUGGGUCUACUAAUUAACCUCGUAGAGUACAGUUCCAGAAACCGACAUUGUUUGGUAGACAUGGAAUACAAUGUGGAAGACACCUGUCUGGAAGACAGCCUGAUGCAACCCGCUGACCCGACACAAUCAGACACCUCGGUGGAGUCAGCAGCACCAGCCACAGCAGAGACUCCAGGAGACGGCGCUGAGAAGCCCAAGCCCUCCGGUGCUUUGGCCGCCCUGGUGAAGCUCUUCCUGGAGAGGGAGCGUGCUGCCAUCCUGGCUGAGGCUAAGACUGAUGACCUCAUCAGUGAGGCUCCAAAGCCGGCACUGGACCAAAGCGGAGAGUGGCAGGAGACGUCCACAGGAGAGAUCCAGUGGGUGGCAGCCGAAACCAAUGACAGCCAAACUGAGAAGAAAGAGAGCGAGAAGAAAGAAGAGGAGGAUGAAGAGUUGGACCUAAAUAAAGCUCUGCAGCAUGCAGGCAAACAUAUGGAAGACAGCAUUGUUGCCUCCUACACAGCUCUGCUGCUGGGUUGCCUCUGCCAGGGCAGCCAGAUAAAUGUGACUACUGUGAGACAGCACCUACCUAAAGGGGACUUCUCCAUCAUGACAGAAAUGCUGAAGAAGUUCUUGAGCUUCAUGAACCUCACUUGUGCAAUGGGCACCACAGGACAGAAGUCCAUCUCUCGAGUAAUCGACUACCUGGAGCACUGUUAACAGACCGCCACACAGCUAACUGGCAUUCAGACUGCACAUUAAAGGAAUCCCAGGCUAUUCUGGUACCCCCUACCUGACAGGAGCCAUGAGGGGUCUUCGGAGUCUCAGCAGCCUUCCCUUGACUUCAUCCGAACACCCAGAGCCAUGAUCCCUCCAAAUUUGUACUGAUCAAGGCGUACACUGAUGUGUAAACACACAACCACAAAUAGAAAUGUUUCACUCCGUCUCUGGAGCACAGCUUGAACCAAAGCCCUGCAAAUGGACAGACAUGCAGAUGCUUCAGUCAGAUCUACUUGGAUAAUCCAGAUUCAUCCUCAGGUAACUGGGAAGUAGGCGGAUAACUAGUUAAGGUUACAUCCCACAAGUAUCUGAAUACUUUGUGGAAUGCUGAAGUCGAAGAUGGACUCCCUGCAGACCUCUUCCAGAAACAUCCCUGACGAAGCUCAAGCCUCCUCCCCACUGCUGAGUGUCUGUUCCUGGUCUCAACCGCAAAGCUCAGCUGCAGUGUCAACCUUUUGAAUCAAAUUUUAUGGAUCAUUACAUUUUAAUCUCUUGAUUAUCCAUGUCGGCACCAUGGUAGAGGUAAUUGAUCAGCAUGAAAAAACAAUAUUUUUCAUGGAUUUCAGAAUGAUGUCUGUGUAAACUUGUGUGGAAUGAUUUGAAUGCAUACAUCCAUUUAAGUACAUGUUUGCAGUUGGCUUGAGAUGAAUGUUAAGGGAAAGAGUAUUUUAAAGCUUUUUUUUUUUUUUUUUUAAAGCUCCUCAUUUUUCCCCUUUAAUGUUGUGAACUGUGCAAGUUAGUAAGCUACAUAACUGUUUUUAGCAAGCUAUUUUGUUUUAAGCUUUUUUUUUUUUUUUUUUUUUUUUUUCAGGGGUUUUACCCCUUUCUCAAACUAUGAAUUGUUUGUUUUUGACCCAACACAUCUUUUCUUGUGUUUCAUUGAUAAUGGCAUUUGGAAAUUAUACCAUGAAGCUUUUCCUUUUUACUCAUUAUCAAUUUGGAUCUUUUUAGUAUUUUUUAGGUAAUUUAAAUCUUGAUAAAAACCUACUGUUACAGCAUAGGUUGGGUUUCUCGAAAGAUGACAAUUGUGCUUCCUUGUAAUAGCAAUGAUGUUGAUUUUUAAUAUGUAUUUAAUUUAAUGAGUUCUCCUUGUUUGUAAAUGCAAAAUCUUUUAUCCGGUGACAUAUGAUUAUCAUUUUAAACAGUUCCCACCUUGUUUUUUUUUCAUCCCAUAUGAGACAGGCCAGAGGCUGGACACGAAUAUGCCACAUCUUUUAUGAUUUUUCAGAUUAAAUCCACAUUUCAUCAGAACCACUGCCGCAUUUAUUAAAGUAAGGAUUUUAAUGUGAUUCUGAGCAGGUGUUUUCUGAUAAUUCUAUAUGUCCAGCUCUCUGUGCUUUUGUCCUCACUCUCACCGCAUUAUGAUGUGUCAACUGUAGAGAAUGUGCAUCCGCCUCCCGUUAAUUUAUUCCAUUGUGGUCAUUUUAACCUGUAUUGAUGCACCUGAACCUUUGAAAUGCCUCUGUCUGUUAAGCAGCAAUGUCUUGUACUGCUCACACGUAUGAUCACUGAUUGAAUGACAGCCAUACCUGUAUUUAUCUGGUUUGUAGGGCUGCAGUGAACAAAACUCUGUUUACUGUCAAUUCCUUUGCAAAAUCUGGUUUGAAUGGAAUUUUAGAUUGUAAAUACUCCUGUACAUAUUGGUUAAUGGACAUUUAAAAUGCUUAGACUACUUUUUUCCCGAAGCUGAUAUUUUUAUUUUAUACAAUAUUUCUGAGUUGUCAUUUUGAAAAAUCGCAGGAAGAGAAAAAAAAAAUUGUUUGUACCCGUUUCAAGGACCUUGUC